CACAUAUUAGUAAUUAUAGCAUUAAACAUUGCUGCAUUAAACCUUUUCCACAUAUAAAAAAGCUCGAAUAUUGAACAUAUGUUUUGGCAACUGGAACAUAGGAUAAAAGUUCAACUUUGUUCAAAGGGCAAUCUUAUUUUUUUAUACUUUUUAUUUUUAUUUGUAAGAUAAAUAUCUACAUAAAUAUCAUCAUAUAAAUAUGUUAAUAACAAUAUCUAAACUUGUUCAAAAUCUGGCCCCUGCAACUGUUCGGCAUUCAAGAUGCAUUGCUUCCUUAUCUUCUUUACCGGAUACCUACCAAAUGCUAUACAAAACAUGCCGUGACUUCGCCGAAGGAGAAUUAAAGCCCAAUGCAGCUAAAUAUGACCGGGAGCAUUUGUAUCCCUGCGAAGCUAUUAAGAAAAUGGGUGAAUUAGGGCUUAUGUCCAUUGCGACGCCUGAAGAACUUGGUGGAGCUGGGUUAGACUAUCUAGCAUAUGCCAUAGCUCUAGAGGAGAUAUCUCGUGGCUGUGCGUCGGCUGGUGUCAUCAUGUCAGUUAAUAAUUCCUUGUAUCUUGGCCCUCUACUGGGUUGGGGAACAGAGAAACAAAAAAAGGAGUUUGUAACACCAUUCUGCACUGGAGAUAUUGUAGGCUGUUUUGCACUAUCAGAACCUGGUAAUGGCUCUGAUGCUGGUGCAGCAUCUACAGUAGCCAAGAUUCAAGGAGAUAAAUGGGUCCUCAAUGGAACAAAAUGUUGGAUUACCAAUGGGUAUGAAAGUAGAGCUUCUGUAGUGUUUGCAACCACAGACAAGAGUUUAAAGCAUAAAGGAAUUUCAGCAUUUAUUGUUCCAAAACCAACAAAAGGAUUGGAGUUAGGAAAAAAAGAAGAUAAAUUAGGCAUAAGAGGUAGCUCUACUUGUUCACUUAUAUUUGAAGACUGCGAAAUACCCAAAGAAAAUAUUCUGGGAGAGCCCGGCUUUGGAUUUAAAAUAGCCAUGAUGACUUUAGACGCAGGCAGAAUUGGUAUAGCAUCUCAAGCCUUGGGCAUUGCACAGGCCUCCCUAGAUGUAGCAAUAGAAUAUGCAUCCAAAAGAAUGGCAUUUGGAAAGCCCAUUAUGAAGUUACAAGCCAUACAAACCAAGUUGGCUAACAUGGCACUCCAGUUGGAGUCGGCGCGCCUCCUGACGUGGCGUGCUGCAUAUUUGAAAGACCAUAAACAACCCUAUACCAAAGAGGCUGCUAUGGCGAAACUGGCCGCGUCCGAGGCAGCUACGUUCCUUUCUCACCAGUGUAUACAGAUCCUUGGAGGCAUGGGUUACGUAUCAGAUAUGCCAGCAGAAAGGCACUACCGUGAUGCUCGUAUUACAGAGAUAUACGAAGGCACUUCCGAAAUACAAAGGCUGGUCAUUGCAGGCCAGCUAAUCAAAGAAUACGGUCUAAACUGAGAUAGUUAUGUAUUUGAAAUCUAAGAUCGAAAAUUGAUAAUAUUUUUUUUUUUCUUAAGUCUGAGUUGUAGUAACCUUAAGAUUUCGUAAAGUAUUCGAUCUAGAUUAUAAGUAUUCUGAAAUAAUAUGAAUAGCUAAAUUUUAUAAACUAAAGAAAUCACUGAUGUCAAGUCAAUUUGUACAUUUAAGAAGUUUGCAUACUUUAUAUUUCGAAUGAAAAAGAUCUGUAAACCUUACAACUUGUAAACAAAGGAUACCUUUGUUUAAAUUAUUUAACCAAGUCACUGAAUUGAUACAAUGUCAUUUUUCUGAAUAUUUUUUUGAAAAUAUUGUGUUCAAUGCUCAGGUUCAAUGUAUGCAUUCUUAUUUGGCAACUGUAACAUUCAAUACCUCAUUUAGACUAUUGACGAAAAACGUAUUGAAAAAAGUAAAAAAAAAACGUGUUUGGGUACUAUAUUUAAGACAUAUCUUAGUUUACACCGUCGAAACUUUUUUGUAUGAAUCCAUAUGCUCAAGUGUUCUUAUAUUAAAACUGACCAAUUACCAAGUUUACACAUGGCAUGUUAUGCAGCUAACUUUAUGCUUUACUCUUCAAUCCUUAUUCAAUCCAUGAUGUACAUAAGCAAGAACAAAAAUAUUCUUAUACCGUUCAGUGCCAAAUAAAUUAGUCUAUAAGCUGAUUUUUUGAACAUUUUGCUAUAAAUAUUUAUACACACAUUUUAGAUGAAUUUUAUAUAUUGUAUAAUUAUUUUAGGAAAAUAUAUAAUGUCUUAAAUAGUAUAAAGCUUAGACUAGCAAGUUUUCCAGCAAUUUACUAUGAAAGAACUUUGAGAUGCGUUUAUACUAGCGGCAAUAAUUCUAUGGAGACUAUUUGCCGUAAGCCCUGUUACUUUCAAAAUUUGUAGAAAUCGCCGUCACUAUUUACGACGCGAAAAACAGCUUGCGGAAAAUAACUUCUGCAGGUUUUGCUAGUAUAAAUCCCACUUUGGAAAUAAUAAAAUUGAAAUAUUUAUCA
Manduca sexta (tobacco hornworm) is the source of this 2441-nucleotide messenger RNA. RefSeq names its product short-chain specific acyl-CoA dehydrogenase, mitochondrial (gene Arc42). Gene Ontology annotation, biological process: butyrate catabolic process; fatty acid beta-oxidation using acyl-CoA dehydrogenase. Gene Ontology annotation, cellular component: mitochondrion. The transcript has 5 exons. Gene Ontology annotation, molecular function: flavin adenine dinucleotide binding. The record is from RefSeq and is a predicted model, not a curated record. Bases 200 to 1426 code for a protein of 408 amino acids. Lineage: Eukaryota; Metazoa; Arthropoda; Insecta; Lepidoptera; Sphingidae.